This is a messenger RNA of Wasmannia auropunctata (little fire ant), 1910 nucleotides long. RefSeq names its product methyltransferase-like protein 7A. The record is from RefSeq and is a predicted model, not a curated record. The transcript has 4 exons. NCBI's taxonomy places the organism in Eukaryota, Metazoa, Arthropoda, Insecta, Hymenoptera, Formicidae. Gene Ontology annotation, molecular function: S-adenosylmethionine-dependent methyltransferase activity. Bases 540 to 1337 code for a protein of 265 amino acids.
CGGAAUAGUAACGCUCUUACGUAAACAAGUUGUGACCAAAACGCUUUUAUAAUCGUAAUAUAAAUUUUAAUUAAAAGUUUGAGUAAAUACUAAACAACAAUUAAGUAUAUAUUCUUAAUCUCACGGAAUAUAAAUCUAACCAAAAUCGCAACUAAACUCUUGAAGCAAUUAAUGUUUAUACGAAUACAUAUGCUAAUGUAUGUAUCAUAAUUAAUUCAAAUGAAUUUGGAAUUUUUUUACAUAAUGGAAUUCUUUUACGUAAUAGUUAAGUAACUGUGAUAGAUCUGUGGUUUGUCAUGCAUUCUUACUUAUAAGAAGAUAAACAAAAAGAAAGAUAAACAAGAGAAACUAAUCGCUCGGUAUAAUACUGAAUGUGCCCUUGUAAAAACUAUCUGUCGUUAUCGUAUAUACAUGUAUGUAUGUACAUACAUAUAUGUAUAUAUAUAUAUAUAUAUAUAUAUACUUGAAGGAUUCGAUUACCAAUGAAUUAUUGUGCUUAUUAUCUCGUUUAAAAAAUUUCGCCCAUUGAUGAAAAAAAAAUGAGCAAUAUCGACUUGUGGAUGCGUGACGUCCUCGCAAGCUAUGGAAUAAUUGGAUUAAUCAUUUUAUGCGUGGUGAUCUGGAUAAUUCAGAAAUGGCCAACGUUGCGAAAGGACACCUAUAAAGCUCAUCUUUUAGGAUUCGAGAUGGAAUGCGCCGAACUGGCCAGUCCAUACAAGGAGCAUCUAUUUAAAGCACUGCAAGAUAUUAUUUCCAACGACGAAAUGUUACGAUCUAUGGGCUCUAUUCGCAUUCUCGAAAUUGGCGUUAAAACAGGCGAAAACAUACAAUUCUAUCCGGAGGGUACACAUCUCAUUGGCGUCGAUUGGAACGUUAAACUAGGCGAAUAUCUGAUUAAAGGGAAUCGUUCGUGGCAAUUCUCUCAUGUGAUUAUCGAACGACUAAUAACGGGUGAUGGAAGUUCUUUGAAGGAAGUAUUAACGGGAUCUGUAGACGUGGUUGUAACAACUAGAUCAUUGUGUUCCGUUAAAUCGGUACACUCUACCCUUCAGGAAAUUCGACGGGUAUUAGCUCCGGGCGGAAAAUAUAUCUUCGUGGAACAUAUUCCAGAGAAGGAAGGCACUUUCAUACGAUGGUUACAAUUAGCGUUGACACGAACCGGUAUAUGGCCUUCUUUAUUUGGUGAUUGUCGUUUAGAUGUUAACUGUGUUGCGGAUAUAGAAAACGCUGGUUUCAAGAAAGUAUCGUGGACAUUUUUAGCUCUGGAAGGAUAUAUUUCGUAUUCGCUUCAUUUGAUUCUUUCUAGACAGCACGUAUGUGGUAUAGCAACGAGAUAAAAAGAUAUAAAUGUAUCGACAAUAAACAUAAAAUUUUUAAUAUAAACAAUCUUUUGCAUCAAACACACACACACACACACACACACACGUACGCAUGCAAGGAAGAUUUAUAAGAUUGUAACAACUUUCAGAUUUGAUAUAUUUUUACGCGUGGUCAAUAUUAUUAUACAAAAAUAAUUACUCAAUAAUGUAAUAGAAAGAGGCUAUGAGAGUUGAACGCAGUUAGUGAUGCACAAUAAAUUCUUCAAUAUAAAGUGUUCAAUUAAAAUUCGUGAAUACAAUCAUUAAAAACAAAUAUUUCAGUUUUGAGCCAUCUUUAUAGCGUUAAAUUAUAAUAAAACCGCUGUUAGAACAGCCAGAGUGAGUCUUCACAAGUAAUCAACAAAUAUAGCAACAGACAAAUAUUGUAUUUGCGAAUUAUAAAAAUACUAAUAACUUUCUAACAUUUCUCGCACACAAACCAAUUUUUAUAUCUUAUAUGAAAUUUAUAUACACAGAAAUUGUAAAAAAUACGCGUCUUAAAAUAUUCAAAUAUUUAAAAUAUCCUAUAUAAAAAGACUGAUAUCGUAAAAA